CAGCCAGUGAGACGCUACACACAGACCUCUGCCUCACAUCAGCCUCUUCUACUCCACUCGCUUUACGGAGAGGUUGACUCAUAAACUUCCACGCAGCAGCAGCAGCAGUAGAAGGAAGAGGAGGAGGAUACAAGGACAACUCCGCCGCGCCUUGUUUCCGGACUCGCCCUUUUCUCUUACGCACUACUAUCGCGAUAGAUUGUUACCAUAGUUACAAUUAACAGCUACCGGAUAACUGAGGAUCCAAACUUGUUUGACACUUCCAGUGUCCGCCCACUGUCCACAGACAGACGCACCUCUGUUCACCUGCGUCCGUUCACACGCGCCAGGCUCCAUCAUCCCUCCACGUGUAGCGCGCUCCACUGAAAACAGACGCUGCUCGUUCAACUAUAAAAACACGCGGUUUGUUUCUCGGGGGUUUCCUGUAUUAUUCUCUCCUACAAUUAUGCAGGGUGAUCAAUAUAAACGCACGGUUAUCAGCCCCUUUCCCACACCGCGGUGUCUGGCUGCAGCGGCUCCUGCGGGGAAAGCGAAGCUGACUCACCCGGGGAAGGCGAUCCUGGCAGGUGGAAUUGCAGGUGGUAUAGAGAUCUGCAUCACAUUCCCCACAGAGUAUGUCAAGACACAGUUACAGCUGGAUGAGAAGGCAAAUCCACCUAAAUACAGAGGAAUAGGUGACUGUGUGAAGCAAACAGUGCAGGGUCACGGCGUUAAAGGACUGUACAGAGGACUCAGCUCACUGCUCUAUGGCUCCAUACCCAAGUCUGCAGUCAGGUUUGGGGUGUUUGAGUUCCUUAGUAACCGGGCAAGGGAUGAGUCCGGGCGACUGGACAGCACCAAAGGCCUGCUGUGUGGGCUUGGUGCUGGCGUGAUGGAGGCUGUUGUGGUUGUCUGUCCCAUGGAAACUGUUAAGGUUAAAUUCAUUCAUGACCAGACCUCGGCAAACCCCAAAUACAGGGGUUUCUACCACGGAGUCAGAGAAAUCAUCAGAGCUCAAGGAUUAAGAGGAACAUACCAGGGUCUCACUGCUACGGUCCUCAAACAAGGCUCCAACCAGGCUAUUCGGUUCUAUGUGAUGACAUCUCUCAAGAACUGGUACAAAGGUGAUAACCCCAACAAAGCCAUCAAUCCCCUGCUGACUGGACUCUUCGGAGCCACAGCGGGAGCAGCCAGCGUAUUUGGAAACACCCCACUAGAUGUGAUCAAGACGCGGAUGCAGGGUCUGGAGGCACAUAAAUAUAAAAGCACACUUGACUGUGCUGCGAAGAUCCUGAAAUACGAGGGCCUGGCAGCUUUCUAUAAAGGGACAGUUCCUCGUCUUGGCCGUGUGUGUCUGGAUGUGGCCAUAGUUUUCAUCAUCUAUGAGGAGGUGGUGAAGGUUCUGAAUGCGGUCUGGAAGACCGACUGAGCUGCCUGACUUCCAUAAAGGUUGUCGGCUUCCUGCUUCCCAGGCAUUCGAUACAGAUCCAAGUUUGGCAAACCUCUCCCGUGUCAUACGGUGAGACUAAACUUAGAUCAGUGUCUCCUGGAGGCUAAAAGGCUCUCAGGAGCAGUGGAGAAGAAAGGCAGUCUGAUUGAGGCUCAGUGUGUUAACAUCUGGACAGAUGCAGAGCUUUGAUGCUGAGCAUCGAGACAGCUGAUCAGACUGAGGGUCAACUUCACAGAGUGGGCUUACAAAGUCAAUCCAAUAACAUUGAAAAACAUGUUUCCUAAUUUCUAAAUGUGAAACAAAACCUGAAUAACACAGAGCAUUUCGGCUGCUUUUUCCCCA
Messenger RNA from Solea senegalensis (Senegalese sole), 1771 nucleotides. RefSeq names its product tricarboxylate transport protein B, mitochondrial. Gene Ontology annotation, biological process: mitochondrial citrate transmembrane transport. The record is from RefSeq and is a predicted model, not a curated record. The coding region runs from base 446 to 1408 and encodes 320 amino acids. NCBI's taxonomy places the organism in Eukaryota, Metazoa, Chordata, Actinopteri, Pleuronectiformes, Soleidae. The transcript has 9 exons.